Molecule: messenger RNA, 5613 nt
Organism: Lates calcarifer (barramundi perch)
Lineage: Eukaryota; Metazoa; Chordata; Actinopteri; Centropomidae
Product: paired box protein Pax-7
Exons: 9
Coding region: 503-2047 (514 amino acids)
Biological process (GO): regulation of transcription by RNA polymerase II; anatomical structure development
Molecular function (GO): RNA polymerase II cis-regulatory region sequence-specific DNA binding; DNA-binding transcription factor activity, RNA polymerase II-specific
Source: RefSeq, a predicted model, not a curated record
GCAUCUUUAUCCCUUCGUUCCCAUUGGCUGCUGAAACUUGUUGGAGCUUUUCCCUCUCGAAUAAGAAAAGGCUCCAAGAACCUAUCGGUGCUCGCGACCCGUCCCCCCCUCUCGAGCCCGCCUGGCCCAGACUUGUCCGGGAGACUGUAAAAAUAGGUCCAGCCUUCACACCGGUUAAAUAAGCUCGUGUCAGAGACAGAGCAGUUCUAUACUGUCAACACAUUAACAGUGUAAGGACUCACCCCGCCGCUCCACACACCGCGCUGCACUUUGCCUCUGAAUUUAGCCUGACUGCUUCGGGGGCUCUCACACUCAUAUAAAAUCCCCCUCUUCUCCUCCGCCACACACUGGAUCUGUCAGACAUUUUCUACCUUCAAAACACUUGUGACCAACAAGGCUACACUUUAACUGGACAUCUAGAAACUUGUCCGUCUUUUUUUUAUUAUUAUUUUUAUUUUAUUUUUAUAUCCUCUUUUUUUUUUUUUUUUUUUUUAAUGGUACAAUGUCGUCUUUGCCAGGAACGGUACCGCGGAUGAUGCGCCCGGCUCCCGGACAGAACUAUCCCCGCACUGGAUUCCCUCUGGAAGUGUCCACUCCUCUGGGCCAGGGACGGGUCAACCAGCUUGGAGGGGUCUUCAUUAACGGCCGGCCUCUGCCCAACCACAUCCGACACAAGAUAGUGGAGAUGGCCCACCACGGGAUCCGGCCCUGCGUCAUCUCCCGACAGCUGCGGGUCUCCCACGGCUGCGUCUCCAAGAUCCUCUGCCGCUACCAGGAGACCGGCUCCAUUCGACCCGGAGCGAUCGGAGGCAGCAAGCCCAGGCAGGUAGCCACGCCGGACGUGGAGAAGCGGAUAGAGGAGUACAAGCGGGACAACCCCGGCAUGUUCAGCUGGGAGAUCCGGGAUAAGCUGCUGAAGGACGGUGUGUGUGACAGAAGCACAGUCCCUUCAGGUGAGGCCUCCCCUGUCAGUUCGAUCAGCCGUGUACUUCGAGCUCGAUUUGGAAAAAAGGACGAUGAGGACGAGUGUGAUAAGAAGGAUGAAGACGGAGAGAAGAAAACCAAACACAGCAUCGACGGCAUCCUCGGCGACAAAGGCAGUCGGAUGGAUGAAGUGUCAGACGUGGAGUCAGAGCCUGACCUCCCGCUAAAGAGGAAGCAGCGCAGGAGUCGGACCACAUUCACAGCGGAGCAGCUGGAGGAGCUGGAGAAGGCUUUCGAAAGAACCCACUACCCCGACAUCUACACCAGGGAGGAGCUCGCCCAGAGGACUAAACUGACUGAGGCCAGGGUCCAGGUGUGGUUCAGCAAUCGAAGGGCCAGGUGGCGAAAGCAAGCAGGAGCCAAUCAGCUUGCAGCAUUCAACCACCUGUUGCCAGGCGGAUUUCCUCCCACAGGGAUGCCAACACUUCCUACAUACCAGCUGCCAGAGUCCAGCUACCCAAGCAAUACUCUGUCCCAAGAUGGUGGUGGUACAGUUCACCGUCCACAGCCCUUACCUCCAUCCACCAUGCACCAGAGCGGACUGUCCAGCACUGACAGCAGCUCCGCCUACGGUCUGGCCUCCAACCGUCAUGGCUUCUCCAGCUACUCUGACACUUUUAUGAGCUCUGCAGCACCUAGCAACCAUGUCAACCCUGUCAGCAAUGGACUCGCCCCACAGGUGAUGAGCAUCCUGAGUAACCCAAGUGGCGUUUCCUCGCAGCCACAACAUGACUUCUCCAUUUCACCGCUCCAUAGCGCCUUGGACUCCUCUCCAUCCAACACCAUUUCAGCCAGCUGCAGCCAGCGUUCAGCUGAGGCCUCCAUUAAGACAGUGGACAGCCUUCCAUCAUCCCAGUCCUACUGCCCCCCAACAUACAGCACGACCAGCUACAGCAUGGACUCAGCUGUGGCAGCUGCCGGCUACCAGUACAGUCAGUAUGGCCAGACUGCUGUGGAUUACCUGGCAAAGAACGUCAGUCUGUCCAGUCAGCGCAGGAUGAAGCUGGCAGACCACUCGGCUGUAUUGGGACUGCUGCAGGUCGAGACUGGCCAGGCCUACUAGUACUCACCCAAGAUAUUUAAACAACAUGACACCUGGUCACCAGCACAACCCGCACCUCCUGCUACCAUCCAUACAAAUCUCCCAGUAGGCGUGUAUGUGUGUGUGUGUGUGUGUGUGUGUAUGUUAUAGACUGACUAUACAUGGGGCUGAUAUUUAGCUUUUUUAUACUUUAUAUUUCUGUUUCUCCUGGGUUUAAGGAUUGAAUGAUGCAGCUUUAAACAUUCCCCAUGGGACCAACCAAAUCCACAACGAGGAUUUCCACUGUUAGGAGUUGUGUUUUUUAUUUGUUGCUCAUCUGUUGCACCAGAUUUUGUACACAGCAUCAGUUUAUUCAGGUUUAUUAGAUAACUUUAAACACUUACUAUGUGGCCCCUCAGCCAAUCAGUUUAGACAGACUUGAUUUGUAAAAUAUAUGUCAAAAACGUGUUUAUUAUGAAGUGAUAAUGCCAUAUCCUCACUACAGUAGCAUGCUUUUACCAUGUAAGGAUGACACACAAGUGAUUUCAGGUUUUCAAAACAGAAAAACAGCAAAAUCUCAGACAAAAUGACAAAAUUCUGCAUUAUAGUCAUCCUGUGAUGGUGCAUUCAGGCUGAACGCCAAGAAAACUUUAGGUAAAAUUUUAAAGUUUUAACAUUUCUAACUCACAUGGAUGCAUUUUUGCACCAAGAAUAAAUUCACACCUGUUUGUGUCCAUUGUGUCAUUGAACUGACAUAUUAAGAAUUCCCUUCACAUUCAGUCUUAGAGAAACACAACUACUUUACUAAGUCACCUCCUGGUCUCCCUGAUCACUUGAGAGUUUCAUUCAUUGACAUAUUUUUCCAGUUGUGUUGUCAGACAACUGCACUGCACUGAUUUGAUAAUGGCUCAUCAAUGCUACCUCAGAUUCAGGUGUGUUGUAUUUCUGACCAAACACAGCAUCAUGAUUGGGUGGGGAGAAUUAAAACCACUGGAGGUAAGCAAAAACAAGAUGUCCAGCUACUGUCUUGCAAACUAAGACAGAGCUCACAAGAGUUUUUUUUUUUCCUUCACCUUGAGAAGAAUAAAAUGCUGGGGCCUAAAUACUAUUAUACUUAUUUUUGAGCCAAACUGGUCAACUUUAUAGACACUGAAUAUCAGCACAAAAUAUUGGCAGCUUAAAAAGAAAAAAAGGUGUCUUCAGGAAUCCAUGUGUGCAUGUAUGUGCAAGUAUGUGAAGGAGAUAAACACCUCUGUAGCAGACUGAUAUGGACUAAUUCAGCCAUUCCUCAAGAGAUGUCUUUGUUCUGACACUACAGUCCUUCUUAUCAACAAGACCUCCCAAAGAGCUUGGGCAAUAGCUGGAGGUCAGAUGUACUCCUGACUGAGCAGCUGACAUUCAGUGUGAUGAUCACUGUCAGCUUGGUUGGAGUCAGACAUUUUUCCAGGCAGCUUGGUACCAAUCAUUACAGUCCUUUUAUUAAUUUAAUUUCUUUUGAUUGUAGUUAAUUUAAUGUCUAUUCCUUGCAUAUAUCAAUAAAAAACAACCACUGGGUAACACUAUUACAAGCCAACAUCAGCUAUCCACAAUUGCUCUUUAGAUAAGAAAUGGGUUUUGAUAAGUCAUAUCUGCAAUUAGUUAACAAUUUUGUUUAGUUUACAAGUGUAUCCCCUACAGUUACUUACAUAAGUAACUCUUUCAUACAUCAGAAAUAUAAUGCUGUGUGGAUUAUUUCUCUCUUUAACAUAUCAGACAGAAUGUUCAUAUUGAGCAUAUCUGCAAAAUGUUUACUAUGAGUGCUUUCAUGCCAUAAUCUGCCCAUGACAACUAAAGUAUGGUGUUGAUGGUAACCAACAUAAAAGUUUGCUUUAGUGCUUAUGUGUGAAAUCCAAAAAUUUCCUUUCAGCUCACUGUUGAUGUGUUGAAACCCAACAAAGCUGACAGUUGAGUUUCAACAAAUGUGAGUCGGGAGGAAAAUUGGGGGUUAAAUAAAAUCAGUAAAUGAAGAUACCAUAAACUCUCAAAUAAUGGGCUUUACUUACCUCAUCUGCAGAGGGAACCAGGCCUUCAUUUGAAACAGGCUAAGGACAGGCUGUCAUUACUACUUUCCCAGUGUGAAUAUUUUAUCAUAUUUUAGUAAAAGAAGGUUCAAUUUUCUGAUCCACUCCUGUCUUAAUUUGCUGUUGAUGCAAACGUCAUGUUUUCUCCAUGUCUAUCUGUUGUCUUGAUAAAUUCAGUAUAAAGUGCUUCCACCACACUCACUGCUGUUUAGCUAUAUCAGUGAAACUCAACACGUCCUGCAAAGAUAUUUCAAGUUAAAACCUUUCAGCAGAGAGCAUAACCUUCCACUUUUUAAUGUGAAAUAUCUUCAGGAAGUGUUGUGUGUAAUUAGCGAGAGCUUAACAGUGGAUGACAAAAAAAAUGGCAAGGUAGAAAUGGAAAUAAUUAGUGAGUUAAAAUAGUAAUUGUCUUAACUUAAAAAGGCUCAGUGAUUUUUUUUUUUUUACCUGGCUCUUGUUUGAGAAUCUAUGGUAUACAGGGGUAUAUAGAAUUUAUGUAUCAGAUAGUCAAUGAUGAUUCAUAAUGGUGGGUCCAAACAAUUUACCACUAAGAAUGUAUUUAGAGAUAAAUUAGCAUUACAUGUCAUUAAAGGAAUUACAGGUUUAUGUAAUGUCAGCCUCAAAAAUGAUAAAGCUGUUUCCCAUUCUAGUACAAUUUACAAACUGCACCAGUUCUAUUCAGGAUUCCAACAAGGAUUUGUGGAGCAGUCAGAAAGAGGGAGGUUAGUCAGAGAUUUGACCUUCCUCACUCUAAUCACCUGCACUGACCAAAGGGAAAGCUCCUUGUCAUUCUAGUCCUCCAUGCUUUCAACAGGAACUACUGCAAUGCUCAGGAGAGGAACAAAAUGCUGCAAAGAUGCCACCAUACUGAGCUUAGUGCUCUUUUCUUCAGUGAAAACCAAUUCAAGGUUAAUGGACUGGAGGAUAAAUGGAGAUCAAACAGAGGAUCAUUCCCCCAUCACAUCAUUCCACACAUAAAAAUACAUGAACAGUCCACUAUACUUCUGCAUUGUUAAAGUUCUAUUUCUUUCUUUCUCACUUUGUUGUAUUUAAGGCCAUUUCAGGCAGAUGCUCAGUGUUAAAUCCUGGGCUUGUGUGAAGAUGAUGCUAUGUAAUUUCCAUUCCCAUAGGACACUGGUGUCCAUGUAAAGCUAUGGUGAGGACAGUCAUUACUGUCUCAUGCAUUGUAACAUUAUCCCUCUGCAUCUCCACAAGAGCCAUGGAAACUCUUUGGACGCUGGCUGUGUUAACCUUCUACCUUGUGUAUAUAUAUUUUUUCACUGAGAGCAAACCAAGGAGAACAUUAAGGAUCAAAUGUACAGAUAUGCUCAUUCACCCCCACCCUUCCUGUUUACCUCUUGGUCCUUGCUCUGCUUGUUUUGUUCUGCUUUCUGUUUGGCAUGUGUGUAGUAUAAUUUAUUCUACCUGUAUGAAGUAUUAGACUAGUGAGAAAUUUGUAUUGGCAUUUACUCCCUUCAGCCUCUUGGUGUGUCAUCUGUAACACUGGCGUAACUGUCUGUUCAUUAAAGCUCUACAACUGGACCAAGA